This is a messenger RNA of Sordaria macrospora k-hell, 1419 nucleotides long. RefSeq lists its product as uncharacterized. Gene Ontology annotation, molecular function: monooxygenase activity; iron ion binding; heme binding. The record is from RefSeq and is a predicted model, not a curated record. Lineage: Eukaryota; Fungi; Ascomycota; Sordariomycetes; Sordariales; Sordariaceae.
AUGAUUGGUUCUAUUAUUCUUGGCUUGGUCCUUGCCAUCAUACUGUCAUUCUUUGGCCUCUCAUUUCCAGCGCUGCGGCAGCGAUGGACACUUCAUGCACACCGUUCACAACCCCCUCCAGGACCCAAGACCAUCAGGACCGGUAUUCAAAAGCCAUGGCUCUGGUUCCAAGAGCUCAGCAAGGAGUAUGGCGAUGUCGUCUACCUCCAGAUGGGACCGACCCCGACCAUCAUAUUGGGUUCCGCCCAGGCAGCCUGGGAAUUGCUUGAGAAACGUGGAGCCAUCUACUCAUCCCGUCCACGCUUCAUAAUGGGCAGCGAGCUCCUUUCUGGAGGUAUGCGUGGUCUGAUAGCCCCUUACUCGGCCUUCUGGAGGCGUUGGCUUAAGGCCUUACACAACGGGUUUAUGCAGCGCCAGAGUGAAUCAUACCGGCCGAUCCAAAAUCUCGAAUCCAAGGUGCUGAUGCACGACUUGCUCACGAACCCUAAGGAAUUCCGGACACAUCUUGAGCGUUAUGCUGCUUCGGUUAUCGUGACGGUUACCUAUGGAAGAAGGGUUGAGAAUGUUCGGACUGAUGCUGUGGUGCGGGCCAAUGCUGAGGCUAUGGACCGCCUCACGUCGGUCAAUAUCCCAGGCAAGUUUGCUGUGGAACGAUAUCCGGCCCUCAAGUAUGUUCCAAGCAUCUUUGCGCCAUGGAAGGCUGAAGUGCUGAGGCAACGGCAAAAGGAUAUUGACAUGUAUCUCGGUCUAUUGAACGAGGUCAAAGACAAGAUGAGGCGAGGUGUAGCAGUUGAUUGCUUCACUACAUACCUGAUCAGCGAGCAGAUGAACCAUGGCAUGAACGAUCUUGAGCUUGCAUAUGCUGCUGGUUCACCGUUUGGUGCUGGAGUUGAGACGUCCGCCGGUUCUCUAGCCAGCUUCCUCCUCGCUUGCGAAAAAUUCGGCCAAGACUUUAUUCCCAAAGCCCAAGCCGAGUUGGAUCGAGUUGUUGGCAGCGACCGAUUGCCAACUUUUGAGGACAUGGCGUCGCUUCCAUAUGUUACUGCUAUCAUUUCAGAAACGCUGCGUUGGCGACCUGUUGCCGUUCUUGGGGGCACACCCCACGCUAGCAUCGCGGAUGAUACGUAUAGGGGCAUGUUUAUACCGAAGGGGAGCACGGUUAUUGCGCCUCUUUGGAGUAUUCACUUAAAUGAGAAUGACUUCCCUGAUCCGCAUACGUUCUUGCCGGAACGUUUUCUCGGGCAACGUGAAUAUCCCGGUCCAUUUGGCCACUGUGCCUUCGGAUGGGGUCGCCGUAUUUGUCCCGGCAUGCAUUUGGGACAUGCUUCGGUGACUAUCAACAUCGCGCGCAUACUCUGGGGGUUCAAUGUUGGUCCAGCGAAGGAUGAGCGCGGUGAAGAUAUUGAUGUUGACAUGUGA